Marchantia polymorpha subsp. ruderalis is the source of this 1322-nucleotide messenger RNA. Lineage: Eukaryota; Viridiplantae; Streptophyta; Marchantiopsida; Marchantiales; Marchantiaceae. The record is from the annotation of a GenBank genome assembly.
CGCUGGGUCAAUGAAAUGAUAACAAAUAAAUUGCAAGUAGAUUUCAAUGUUUCGGCCUGUAGAGGAAGGAAAGCCACAGAGCAAUGUCUGAAAAAUACGCCCAAUCGAUCCAAGUACGCCCAAUGGUCAUAGAUUGAUCCAUUGUAAAUUUCAAUCAUUGCUCCUUGGCAUUUCCAAGCCAAGAAGCAAGUCGAUGAAGGAGUAUGUACAGAGAGAAAUAUGCAAAUCAGUGAGAGACAUGAUACCCAAGUCCUAUAUCACAGUAUCUACAGAUUUCCUGUCUUUAACAGGUAAGUCAAGCCAUGGUGUCAAAUCAUGAAAAGAUAAGCCGUGAGGGUAACAGGACCCACAGCUUGCAUGUCUCCCUCCACAGUUCCGCCAAACAAGUUUCCCGAAUCAUUCGAGACCAUCAUAGCUAGACUUGUAGAGUUCAAUGUUCCGGCCCAAUCAGUUUGAAAGGUUCUCGAGAUGGUAACGAUCUCAGCGUUUCCUUCCACACGAAUGUCAUUCUUCCAAGGCCCUUCGAGCUUCAGGUUGCGAACGGCACCGCUCCCUCCCAGGAAACACAACGCCACUCCUGGCUUCGAAUUCGCUCUCGCAAACUGGUUCAUCGAUUCCACAACGUACCUACCGUCUGGAAUGCUCAAUGUGUUUAAUCUCAUGGUGUCGUAUUCUUGCUCGAAGAAAGCUUUCCGAGAAGCCGUCUUCUUCCCCAUCGCACCCGGUGGAUAUUUCCUUUUCAAGGUCUCGCCUCUUCGUUUGCAAGUUGCCUCAGUCUUUGAUCCAAUAUCAGUUCCACCAAACCCAUCGUUCCGCAUGCGUACUCCAUCCGGAUCAUACGGCCUCUCUGAUCUUUCGUUCGGAGAGGCCAAUCCGCAGAUGAGAAGACGAGUAUAACUUCCGAUGUCUGUUUCACUACAGGCACCAAAUGCGCUCUCAUUCUCCUCUCGAAACGGGACGUUUCCUCCCGGAGCCAUUUCCGGAUAAUUCGCCAGAUGAUCAGACUCCAGAACCGACGCGACACACACGUGAUACUAGGUCAAAAAGGCUCAAGACGAACGAAGUCCAGUCGAAAAGAGAAACAAUGAACGAAUCUUUUGAGAAGCCGGAUGCAGUUCGGCAAACAAACGAACCACGACUUUUCUGGUGCUCUCGGACAAAACACCUGCAGCUCGCUCGGUCCCGGUGCGCAAAAAUGAACAGCGCAAAGUUACCUAAAACCCCCACAAAUGUGUCCGAGACCUUCUUCGACAAGUUACCUCGGACCGCGGCGCAGUUAUGUCCUCCGAGGGUCCGACCAUUCCAUCGUCAGAGGCCGCUUC